UCAAUCUCUGGUACCAAAAACAAAAAACAAAAACCAAAAAAACCCAAAACAAAUCAAAAUCGUUUCUCUUCUUUGAAUCCCAGAAUACCCAUGGAUAUUAAAAAGUUAUUUAAAUUCCAAGGUUUCCCUCUCAGAAAUCCUACUAUUUGACAUUAAUAAUUAACUUGACUAUUUUAAACAAAUUCUUCAAGCUGAGUUCACAAAAAGCAGGGCAGUUUCAAGAAAGAUUGUGUCAGUGGUCUUAUGCUACUCCAGCCAUGCACAUUUUAAGCAUAGUUUGUCUUUUUUUCUUCUUGGGAGGAAGCUGGGGACAGGAGCAAGUGUAUGUUGUCUCAGCACCUAAAGUAUUCUAUCUUGGAACCUCUGAAAAUGUAGUAAUUCAGGCUUAUGGAUACUCAGAAUCAUUUUCUGUGAUCGUUUCUAUCAAAAGUUUUCCUGACAAAAGUUUUACAUAUUCUUUUGACCUAGUUGAUUUAUCUCCAGAAAAUAAAUUUCAAAACUCUGCAAACUUAAUUAUACAACGAAAAGAUUUAUCUGGAGAGCCAAAUGCAGUUUCACAUGUAUAUUUAGAAGUUGUAUCAAUUCAUUUUUCAAAAGAAACAAAAAUUCCACUACACUAUGACAAUGGAUUUCUUUUUAUUCAGACAGACAGAUCUGUUUACAAUUUGGACCAAUCAGUGAAAGUUAGAGUUUAUUCAUUGGAUAAAGACUUAAAACCAUCUCCAAGAGAAGUUAUUUUGACAUUUAUAGAUCCACAAGGUUCAGAAGUUGCCACGGUAGAAGAAAAAAAUUAUAUUGGGAUUGUCACUUUUCCCGACUUCAAGAUCCUAUCUAAUCCUAAAUAUGGCCUUUGGACAAUUAAAGCUAAAUAUAAGGAGGACUUUACAACAACAGGAACUGGAUCUUUUAAAGUUAAACGACCUGUAGGCAGAUUCUUCAAAGAAACUGAUGAAACUGAGGUCAAAUAUGACCUGCCUUCCUACACACUGGAUUUGGUUGCUGCUCCUCGUUCUUUGAAGCCUGGAAUUCCAUAUUUUAUCAAGGUGCAGGUAAAGGAUAACUUUGCCCGUUUUGUAGGAGGGACUCCAGUAAUCCUGAAAGCAAAAAUAGUAGAUAAAACUCAGGAAAAAAGAGACCUGGAUCCAAGGAAAAAUACAACAAAUUAUCAUAAUGGCAUAGCUUCAUUUAUGCUUAACAUUCCCACUGGUGUGACAGCUCUGGAGUUUCACAUUAGAACUGAUGUCCCAUAUCUUCCUGAAAACUAUCAGACCAGCAUUGACUAUCAAGCAGUGACCUACUCAUCACCCAGCCAAAGUUUCCUUUCCCUUGGCUGGACAUAUAGUUACAGGAGUUUGCUUGUGGGAGAACGUCUGAGCAUAACUGUUACCCCUAAAAGUCCAUAUAUUGACAAAAUUACCCACUACAAUUAUUUGAUUUCAUCUAAGGGGAAAAUUGUGCACUUUGGCACAGAGAAGAGAAUCCCAGCUUUAGCUUCCCAAAUUUUAAACCUUCCAGUGACUCAAUACAUGGUUCCUACAGCACAUCUUUUGGUCUAUUACAUCAUCCCAGGAGAGUCGACAACAGAGUUAGUGUCUGACUCAGUCUGCCUGAAUAUUGAAGAAAAGUGUGGCAACCAGCUCCAGAUCUAUCUGUCUCCGAGUAAAGAUGAAUAUUUUCCAGGCCAAGCUGUAUCACUUAUUAUGGAAACUCAGUCAGAGUUGUGGGUAGCAUUAACAGUAUCGGAAAAUAUUGCAUAUGACAUCCAAGAAAGAAUCAAAAGUCCUAUGGAAAGAGUAUUUGGAGCUUCAGGGAAAAGUGACCAGGCCUGUGGAGCAAGUGGUGGCAGAAACAAUGCUGAAGUGUUCGAUGCAGCAGGACUCACUGUCCUCACCAAUGCAAAUGCAAAUGAUUCCCAACAAACUGAUGGAUCAUAUAAGAACAUUCACAGAUCAAGAAGAUCCGUGAAAGAGCAAAUAGACAAUCUAGCAUCCCAGUUCAAACACCCUUUCAUCCAGAAGUGCUGUUAUGAUGGAGCCCGUGAAAGUGAGGACAGCUGCAUGGAGAGAGCAGUGCGGAUUACUUUCGGCCCCAGGUGCAUCGCAGCUUUCUCUCAGUGCUGCAGCCUGGCAAGCGAGUUGCGGAACAGCUCUGCUUACAAGGUACCAAUUUUGGGACGAGCACCAGUACCUCAAGAAAGGCCCACAUAUGUAGUCCGAAAUCGAACUGCGAUUGAUUUAGAAAACUGGUUGUGGGAAGUACAUCAUGUCCCUAAAAGGCAUCAGCUGGAAUUGGUGCUACCUGAUCUCCUAACCAUCUGGGAAAUUCAAGGGGUUGGUAUUUCAGAUAAAGGUCUAUGUGUUGCUGAUGUGCUGAAGUUGGAGGUUUACCAAGAGCCCUUCUCAGUCACAAACAACAUUACAAGACUCUAUUAAAAGGAACAUUUUCUACCUAGGAAUCUAAGUAAGUAGGUACCAGGGAUCGAACUCAGGUUCUUGCACUUGAGCAGCAGGCAGCGAAACCACUGAGCCAAAUCCCCAGCCCCUAAAUAUAUUUCUUAAAUAAAUUCUGCCAUCUAAUAAAGGAGACUACUCUAUAUUGC
Messenger RNA from Heterocephalus glaber (naked mole-rat), 2599 nucleotides. RefSeq names its product complement C5-like. The record is from RefSeq and is a predicted model, not a curated record. Lineage: Eukaryota; Metazoa; Chordata; Mammalia; Rodentia; Bathyergidae. Gene Ontology annotation, cellular component: extracellular region. Gene Ontology annotation, molecular function: endopeptidase inhibitor activity.